This is a messenger RNA of Puccinia triticina, 1176 nucleotides long. RefSeq lists its product as uncharacterized. Bases 1 to 1176 code for a protein of 391 amino acids. Lineage: Eukaryota; Fungi; Basidiomycota; Pucciniomycetes; Pucciniales; Pucciniaceae. The record is from RefSeq and is a predicted model, not a curated record. The transcript has 8 exons. Gene Ontology annotation, molecular function: 3'-5'-DNA exonuclease activity. Gene Ontology annotation, cellular component: cytosol.
AUGCGGUGGAUCCCAGUACGACUGGCGUCGAUCGGUCCAGAGUACCUCCCACUAACUCGCAGGGCUCUCUCCCACCACUCCAAGCUCUACUCUCAUCAGGAAUCCCGUCUACGGACCAUGGCUGCCUUGGAAAGCCCGACCGGCCAUCCUCAAGGAACAACACCCGAACCUCAAGAAACCUCUUACACUUUUAUUGAUAUUGGAUCUAAUCUGGGCGACCCAGUCUUCCGCGGAGAAUACCAUGGAAAACAAGUCCAUGCCGAUGAUUUCCAGCAGAUAUUGACGCGCGCCCGGUCAGCUGGAGUGGUUAAGCAAAUCUUGACUGGGGAUUGUCUCAGUGGAUCAAAGGAGGUACGGGAGAUGGCCCGUGGAAAUGAGGAACUCUAUGCGACCGUCGGAUGCCAUCCUUGCAGAGCCAACGAGUUCGAGGCUAGUGCUCAAACUGACAGCCCGGCAGAUGUGGAAAGGUCGGCCAAGAAAUACCUGGAAGCACUAGACCAGCUCAUUGCUGAAGACCAAGCCUCAGGUCACAGCCGUGUAGUGGCUGUUGGUGAAUGUGGUCUGGACUACGAUCGUCUUUCGCAUGCCUCCAAAGAGACUCAACUUCGUUACUUUCCCCCUCAACUGGAGCUGGCCACCAAAUACAACCUCCCACUCUUCCUACACAGUCGGACCUCAGAAGCACAUGUCGACUUUGUCCGAAUCAUCCGCGCCCACGAAGCUCGCUAUACCGCGGAAGAACUCCUGCCUGCUCGCAAGAAAGGCGUCGUUCAUAGCUUCACGGGCACAAUUGAAGAGAUGAAAGAGUUGGUUGACUUGGGAUUCAGUAUCGGGAUCAACGGAUGUUCUUUGAAAACAGAAGAAAAUUUAGAAGUUGUCAAAGCAGUGCCCUUAGACAGGAUAAUGUUAGAGACCGAUUGUCCAUGGUGCGAGAUCCGUCCGAGCCAUGCAUCGCAUCGAUACCUAUCCGAAUUACCCCUGAAACCGGUAUUCUCACCAGCGACUAUCAAGAAGGAGAGGCAUCAAGUGCAGGACGAGAAGAUGGUCAAGGGACGAAAUGAGCCAUGCACAAUCGGCCAGGUCGCUUGGGUAGUCUCCAAACUCAAGGGCAUCCCGCUUUCCGAACUCACUCAAAGCGCGUGGAAAAACUCAGUCGAAAUGUUUACAUUGCUCUGA